AUGGGGAAAGCGGCCGCUCCGAGCCGAGGCGGGGGCUGCGGUGGCCGCUCCCGAGGACUCUCGUCGCUCUUCACCGUUGUCCCCUGCUUGUCCUGCCACACAGCGACGCCGGGCAUGAGCUUUUCCACGUCCGGCUCUGGGCCGGAGCCCAAACCAGUGUGGGCACCGGAGCGGGAGCCGCUGUCAGAACAGGUGCGGGAGACAGUUUCGGGGAGUCCGGACCGAGAGAUCCAAGUCUCCUUAUUAUGGGUCCCACAACUCGGGUGUGAACCCCAAGCAGAGGCUGGACAGGACAGGGAUGGGGUCGCAGCUGGGGAGGGGGUGGGCCCCUCUCCCAGGCCUGUGGGGUCCAUAGUGGGAAGUGUGUCCUUUUCCCUAAAGCCAAGCCCGGGUCGGGUCGGUGCCAAAUCCCCUGUUUUCUUCGAUCCCGGACAGGCGAGGACUUCUCUUGGUGUCCCAGUGUCAGGGACUAACACCAGCUCCAGUGUCCCCAUGCCGUCACUACCUCUGGACAGCUACAAGGGCUGGCUUCUUAAGUGGACCAACUACCUCAAGGGCUACCAGCGUCGCUGGUUCGUGCUCGGGAACGGCCUGCUGUCCUACUACAGAAACCAGGGAGAAAUGGCCCACACCUGCCGUGCAACCAUCAACCUGGCCACCACGCACAUUGACACAGAGGACUCUUGUGGCAUCUUGCUGAUCAGCGAGGCAAGGACCUACCACCUCAAGGCCACCUCAGAGGUGGACCGGCAGCAGUGGAUCAGCACCCUGGAGCUGGCCAAAGCCAAGGCCAUCUGCAUGAUGAACACCCAUUCAGAUGACUCUGGGGACGACGACGAAGAGACCGCCUCCCCCACCGACAAGAGCGAGCUCCACCAGACCCUCAAGGAGCUCUCGGGAAGGCUGGCCGAGCUCAGCACGUGCAGUGACCUCAUCUCGAAGCACGGCGCGGCCCUGCAGCGCUCCCUGAACGAGCUGGACAGCCUCAAGAUCCCCUGGGAGAGCGGGGAGAAGCUGAAGGCGGUCAACGAGCGGGCCACGCUCUUCCGCAUCACGUCCAAUGCUAUGAUCAACGCCUGCAGGGACUUCCUGGAACUAGCUGAGACUCACAGCCGGAAAUGGCAGCGGGCGUUGCAGUAUGAGCAGGAGCAGCGUGUCCACCUGGAGGAGACCAUCGAGCAGCUGGCCAAGCAGCACAACAGCCUCGAGCGAGCCUUCCGUGGUGCCCCGGGCCGGCUGGCCAGCCCCAGCCAGACCUUCAGCCAGGGAAGUCUCCUGACGGCCAAAGGCGAGGACAGUGAGGAAGAUGAGGACACCGAAUACUUCGAUGCCAUGGAAGAUUCCACGUCCUUCAUCACCGUGAUCACCGAGGCCAGCGAGGACAGAAAAGCCGAGGGUGGCACCGUAACAAGCUCCGUGGAGUGGACCUCGGCAGACAAUGAACGGGAAGGUGCCUCGAUCGUGCCCAAGGACUCGUCCAAGGUCAAGAGGCGCACCAGCAUCCCCAACAAGCCAAGCUACAGCCUCAACCUCUGGAGCAUCAUGAAGAACUGCAUCGGCCGCGAGCUCUCCAGGAUCCCCAUGCCGGUGAACUUCAACGAGCCCCUGUCCAUGCUUCAGCGGCUGACCGAGGACCUGGAGUACCACCACCUGCUGGACAAGGCGGUGCACUGCACCAGCUCCGUGGAGCAGAUGUGCCUAGUGGCCGCCUUCUCUGUGUCCUCCUACUCCACCACCGUGCACCGCAUCGCCAAGCCCUUCAACCCCAUGCUGGGGGAGACUUUCGAGCUGGACCGCUUCCAGGACAUGGGCCUGCGCUCCCUCUGCGAGCAGGUGAGCCACCACCCUCCCUCAGCUGCACACUAUGUGACCUCCAAGCAUGGCUGGAGCCUGUGGCAGGAGAUCACCGUUGCCAGCAAGUUCCGGGGAAAAUACCUCUCUAUCAUGCCACUCGGUGCCAUCCACCUGGAGUUCCAGGGCAGUGGGAACCACUAUGUGUGGAGGAAGAGCACCUCGACCGUGCACAACAUCAUCGUCGGCAAGCUCUGGAUCGACCAGUCAGGGGACAUUGAGAUCGUGAACCAUAAGACCAAAGACCGGUGCCAGCUGAAGUUUGUGCCCUACAGCUACUUCUCCAAAGAGGUGGCCCGGAAGGUGACCGGCGUGGUGAGCGACAGCCAGGGCAAGGCGCAGUAUGUGCUGUCGGGCUCAUGGGACGAGCAGAUGGAGUGUGCGAAGAUCGUGCACAGCAGCCCCAGCUCGGACGGCAAGCAGAAGACGGUGUACCAGACGCUGCCCACCAGGCUGCUGUGGAAGAAGUUCCCGCUGCCGGAGAACGCAGAGAACAUGUACUACUUCUCGGAGCUGGCGCUGACCCUCAACGAGCACGAGGAUGGCGUGGCGCCCACAGACAGCCGCCUGCGACCUGACCAGCGGCUGAUGGAGAGGGGACGCUGGGACGAAGCCAACACGGAGAAGCAGCGGCUGGAGGAGAAGCAGCGCGUGUCGCGGCGUCGCAGGAUGGAGACCUGCGCGGCCAGCUGCAGCGGGGAGGACGAGAGGGAGACAGACCGCUAUGUGCCACUGUGGUUUGAGAAGAGGCUGGACCCGCUGACCGGGGAGAUGGCCUGCGUGUACAAGGGCGGUUACUGGGAGGCCAAGGAGAAGCAAGACUGGCACAUGUGCCCCGACAUCUUCUGAGCGCCCCGCAGCAAACACAGCACCUGUGCAGGCGGUGCCACCUUUUCUUUAAUGCUCUGAA
Molecule: messenger RNA, 2761 nt
Organism: Castor canadensis (American beaver)
Lineage: Eukaryota; Metazoa; Chordata; Mammalia; Rodentia; Castoridae
Source: RefSeq, a predicted model, not a curated record